AUGAGCGAUGACCGGCGAGUAUCAGGAGGCGCUAUGUAUGAUCCCGCCCGCGACGCUUGGGCUGACCGCGACGCCGACGCGGGCUCUUGGCCUCAGCGCCGCACUGUGGACCAGGAGGCCCAGUCGUACUCUCCGCCAGCACCAGCGCAAGCUCCUCGUCCAGUUUCUCCGGUGUAUGCUGUUCCUGUUCCUGGCCCCGGUCCGCAGUCUUCGUAUGAUACAGAGCCGUCCGUGAAACCAGCUGCGCAAGAAAUUUCUACUGCCGCUCCAGAAGAGCCACCGCAUCGUCACAUCUCUACGGAACAGACAGGAGCCCCGGAACCCGAUAAAGAGACCACUCGAUCCUCCAAGCUCACAAAGAAGAAAGGAAAACGCCCGGCUGCCAAAGCAAUGGACAGCCCCGACGCCACCAGACCGGCUUCCGAAGCCACCGACUUCGUCGCCAGCCCAUCCGACCCAAACGGUGAGAAGAAGAGAAAACUAGCGGAAGAGAAACCAGAGGAGCCCAAACCAGGCUCAGACCGCCCAGUCUCCAAGCGCAAGCGUCUCGAAGAACGACACCAGAAGCUACGCAAACGUGGCCGAACACCACCGUCUGCUUACGCACGACGCGAUGCGGAUGAGAAUUCGGGCCGCAGUCGUGAUACCCCGAAGGAUCGCUCGCCUUCGCCGCCGCCGAGAGCACCGACUCCUGAAGCGCAAUCGCGGCCGCGCAAGAGGCCGGGUGGUGGUGCAAGGAUGGGGCUUGUUGACCGUGAGACGAUACGGCGGAGGCAGGAGGAGCGGGAGCGUGCUCAGGAGAAUGAUGCUAUGCGGGCGUCUCAGGUUCGUGGGGUGACAGAUGUUGUCCGUCAGCAUUACAAUACGGUGCCGCAGCGAGGAAAGGAAUGGCGGAAGACGGAGAGUAAGAUCAAGGGUCUGCGGAGCUUUAACAACUGGAUCAAGAGUACUUUGAUCCAGAAGUUCUCUCCGGACGAAGAGUUCCUCUCGCGUUACGCUGAUUCCAAGGACUGGGCAGAAGGCACCGGGCCAAUGCCGAUGGAGGAAAGACGUCUUCUAGUAGUCGACUUGGGCUGCGGUAAGGGAGGUGAUCUGGGCAAAUGGCAGCAAGCUCCGCAGCCAGUGGACCUCUACGUUGGCCUUGACCCAGCAGAUAUAUCUGUCGAGCAAGCUCGCGACCGUUACAGUUCGAUGAGAAAUGGCCGUGGCCCGCGCGGACGCCGUGGUCCACUGUUCCAUGGCGAGUUCAUCCCCAAGGACUGUUUCGGAGAGUUCCUGGGCGAUAUCCCUAUCAUCCAGCAGGUCGGGAUUGAUCCGAACGCAGGUCCGGGAGGUUCGGUCAUGAGCUCGCGAUGGGGUGGUGGAGGAUUUGACGUCGUCGCAUCCAUGUUCGCCAUCCACUACGCAUUCGAGAGCGAAGAAAAGGCGCGCCAAAUGCUUCGCAACGUUUCCGGAUUGCUGAGGAAGGGUGGUCGGUUUUUGGGGGUGUGUCCCAACUCAGACGUCAUCAGCGCACGGGUGGCCGAAUACAACACGAAGCGCAAGGAACGCGAAACAGCCAAGCAGGAGAAACCAGAAGAUCCUGAAGACGGCGAGGUUGAGGAGGAUGAUAACAAGCCAGCAUGGGGAAAUAGCAUCUACCAAGUCCGGUUCCCCGGUCCCGCGCCGGACGAUGGCGUCUUCCGGCCGCCAUUUGGAUGGCGAUACACAUAUUUCAUGGAAGAAGCGGUGGAGGGAAUUCCGGAAUACGUCGUGCCCUGGGAAGCUUUUCGAGCUCUGACCGAGGAUUACAACCUCGAACUCUCCUACCGCAAGCCAUUCCUGGACAUCUGGCGAGACGAGCAGAAUGAUUCUGAAUUGAGACCGCUUAGUGAACGCAUGGGAGUACGGGAUCGGGAGACUGGUGCUCUACUGAUGACCGAGGAGGAGAAGGAAGCAGCCAGUUUCUAUCACGCAUUCUGUUUCUACAAGGUUUAA
Aspergillus chevalieri is the source of this 1977-nucleotide messenger RNA. RefSeq names its product mRNA (guanine-N7)-methyltransferase (gene abd1). The coding region runs from base 1 to 1977 and encodes 658 amino acids. Gene Ontology annotation, cellular component: nucleus. The transcript has 4 exons. Lineage: Eukaryota; Fungi; Ascomycota; Eurotiomycetes; Eurotiales; Aspergillaceae. Gene Ontology annotation, biological process: 7-methylguanosine mRNA capping. Gene Ontology annotation, molecular function: mRNA 5'-cap (guanine-N7-)-methyltransferase activity. The record is from RefSeq and is a predicted model, not a curated record.